UGCGACCACCCCUGAGGGCGUUGCUCGGCAAUCUUGUUCCGUGCGGCCCUUAUAAACAAGUAGAACGCGGCGUGCCAGUCCACCUUCCCGCUCCGGCUCCCCUUUUCUGGUUUCUGUGUAUUCUUCUUUUUGUAUUUUCUCAUCGUCCUAAUUCCCCUUGAUAUCCUUCGGCCUUGUAUGGUUUGUCGAGGGUAGAUAGGUAUCGUCAUAUUUAGGGCGACGAUGUAUAUUCUCCUACUCCCUUUGCUGGGGCUCGUCCCCACCGCCCUCGCCUCGCCCGCCAGUUCCGCCGUCGAUUAUCUGGGCCGCCCCUUUCUCGAUGCCCGGGCCGUAAGCCAGCGCGCUGCUCCGGACAGCCCGUCCGGGAACUACGCACCGUCUGUCGUCGACUGCCCGCAGCAGCGACCAACCAUCCGGAGCGCCGACACGCUGUCCCAGUCAGAGCGAGACUGGCUGCGGAACCGCCGGGGCAAGACCAUCGACCCUCUAGUCCAGUUCUUGCGAAAUUCAAAUCUCGACUUCGACGCCGCUGGUUUCGUCACUUCGAACUCGCAAAACUUCUCAAUCGUACCCAACAUAGGCAUUGCCAUGUCCGGCGGGGGCUAUCGUGCCCUCCUGACUGGUGCCGGCGUCCUCGCCGCCGCGGAUAGCCGCGUGCCCGGCGCGAAUGACGCCGGGGGCAUUGGUGGCCUCCUGCAGAGUGCCACGUACCUAUCCGGAUUAUCCGGCGGUAGUUGGCUUGUCGGUUCCAUUUUUGCCAACAACUUCUCCAGCGUCACGCAACUCCGCGACGGCUACGAAGGCUCGCCCCUAUGGCAGUUUUCGAACUCGAUCUUCGAGGGCCCCAGGGGCCGGGGCCUUUCGAUUGUCAACACCGCUCGGUACUGGGACGACGUUUCCGACCAGGUGGACGAGAAGCGUGACGCCGGUUUUGACGUCUCCAUCACGGACUACUGGGGGCGCGCGCUCUCUGUACAGCUGAUCAACGCGCCAGGCGGUGGGCCUGCCUACACGUUCUCGUCCAUCGCCGACGCGCCCAACUUCGCCUCUGCCGACACGCCUCUGCCGAUCAUCGUAGUCGACGAGCGCGCGCCCAACACGCUCGUAGUCUCUCUCAACGCCACCGUCCACGAGGUUAACCCGUGGGAGAUGGGUACCUUCGACCCGACCGUGUACGGGUUUGUGCCCACCCGCUACGUUGGCUCCAAUUUCAGCGACGGCCGCAUACCCGACGACGGUCGUUGCCUUCGCGGCUUCGAUUCCUUCAGCUUUGUCAUGGGCACUAGCAGCUCCCUCUUCAACACCUUCCUCCUGCAGAAUCUCUCGUCUCCAAGCAUACCCGAGCUCGUGACCAACUCCAUCCGGGCCAUCCUGACCCGCAUCGGCGAUGACAAUAACGACAUUGCCGCCUGGAACCCAAACCCUUUCCGCAACUAUAAUCAGGCCACCAACCCUAACGCCGGCGAUGACCAGCUGACCCUCGUUGACGGCGGCAUGGACCUGCAGAAUAUCCCGCUCCAGCCGCUAAUCCAACCGGCACGGGCCGUCGAUGUCAUCUUCGCCGUCGACUCUUCCGCCGAUACCACGACCUUCUUCCCGAACGGCACGGCCCUGCGCGCCACCUAUGAGCGCAGCCAGACCCGCAUCGCUAACGGCACCGUCUUCCCGCGCGUCCCCGACGCCGAGACCUUUAUCAACCUAGGGCUAAAUCGGCGUCCGACCUUCUUCGGGUGCGACACGUCCAAGUUCUCCAGCGCCUCGCGUAUCCCGCCCUUGGUCGUGUACCUACCCAACACGCCCUACUCGUUCGCGAGCAACGUGUCAACCUUCGACCCUACCUACACUGACGAGGAGCGCGACGGGCUCAUCCGCAACGGCUACCAUGUCGCCACGAUGGGCAACGGCACCCUCGACGCCGACUGGAGGGCGUGCGCCGCCUGCGCCAUCAUGCGCCGCAGCCUCGAGCGCACAGCCACCGCCUUCAGCGCCCAGUGCCGCGGUUGCUUCGACCGUUACUGCUGGAACGGCACCGUCGACAGCACGCCAGUCGGCAGCUUCGAGCCCCAACCGAGCCUCGGUAUCGAGGCCCAGGACAACGGUGCUGCCGCGGGUGGACGCGCCCUCGCCGCCGGCGCGGUCUAUGCCCUGGCUGGGCUGGCGGCCUUGUUCUUGGCGUUCUGAUCUCGUCGUAUAACAAAAGACGCACGAUCUCGUCGCACAAAGCGGCCCAGCCUAUUCUGGUUGCUCCGUGCUGCACUUCGAAA
Molecule: messenger RNA, 2264 nt
Organism: Durotheca rogersii
Lineage: Eukaryota; Fungi; Ascomycota; Sordariomycetes; Xylariales; Xylariaceae
Product: lysophospholipase catalytic domain-containing protein
Exons: 1
Coding region: 223-2181 (652 amino acids)
Biological process (GO): glycerophospholipid catabolic process
Cellular component (GO): cytosol; intracellular membrane-bounded organelle
Molecular function (GO): A2-type glycerophospholipase activity
Source: RefSeq, a predicted model, not a curated record